This is a messenger RNA of Astyanax mexicanus (Mexican tetra), 4542 nucleotides long. It is a transcript of the gene wwc3, whose product is annotated as WWC family member 3. NCBI's taxonomy places the organism in Eukaryota, Metazoa, Chordata, Actinopteri, Characiformes, Acestrorhamphidae. Bases 262 to 3714 code for a protein of 1150 amino acids. Gene Ontology annotation, molecular function: kinase binding; molecular adaptor activity. The record is from RefSeq and is a predicted model, not a curated record. The transcript is spliced from 23 exons. Gene Ontology annotation, biological process: regulation of hippo signaling; cell migration; regulation of DNA-templated transcription. Gene Ontology annotation, cellular component: cytoplasm.
CGAGUCGGUUAAUCCCCGAGUGUGGAAUGAAACAUGGCGGGAGAGGCGAACAUGGAGGAGCAAACUUUUCGCGGAGUGGAUGCAGGAGUUUAACCGCGUCCGGUUUCUGAGUUGUGGCGGCUGGCUUGUUUUUUGCGCUGCGUUUUCGAGAGUCGGUGGGAGUCGGGCGGCUGGUAAUGCAGUAAAGCGAGAAGUUGGCAGUUUUCGCGUGGAGAAAAGGCCGGGGAGGGGUGGGGAGAGGGCGCAGGCGAGCCGUGCGCUAUGCCGUGGGAGAGCGGCGCUAAGCGGAGAGAAAGCUCGGAGCUACCGCUGCCCGCGGGCUGGGAGGAGGCGAGGGACUACGACGGGAGGGUGUUUUACAUCGACCACAACACUAGACAGACCUCGUGGAUUGACCCGAGAGACAGGAUUACUAAGCCCCUGACCUUUGCAGACUGUGUGGGUGACGAGCUUCCUCUAGGCUGGGAGGUUGUGUACGAUCAGCAGGUGGGCGUCUACUACAUCGACCACAUCAACAAAACCACACAGAUAGAGAACCCGAGAACACAAUGGCGGCAGGAGCAGGAGCACAUGCUGAAGGAGUAUCUGGUGGUGGCGCAGGAGGCUCUCAAAGCCAAGCAGGAGAUGUACCAGAUCAAGAAGCAGAGGCUGGAGCUGGCCCAGCAGGAGAUGCAGCUUUUCAACCAACUCAACCAGGACGAUAACCGUUCCAUCACUAGCUCUCACUCUGGCUCUUCUUCAAAUGCAAAAUAUGACCCUGACCAAAUCAAAGCGGAAAUCGCCUGUAGGCGUGAGCGGCUCUGUAGACUCAAACAGGAGCUGGCCCAGAUGAAGCAGGAGCUGCAGUACAAGGAAAUGGGAGUAGAGACCCUUCAAGAAAUCGACCGCAAGAUGUCCAGCAGCCAGACCAACUACAAGCUGGACGAGGCGCAGGCCAUUUUCAAUGAGCUGCGGAGCAUUAAGAAAGCCAUCAGCUCGGGCGAGAAGGAGAGGCAGGACCUCAUCCAGAGCCUGGCCAAGCUGACCAUGAAUUUCCACAGCCUUUCCAUCACUGACUCCAUAAAUGAGGUGGCGAACAGUGCGGGGACUCUCAACAACUCCUGCAGCCUGCAGCAGUACACAGACGCCGGCUGCCAGACCGACCUGAUUGGAGAGGAUUCCUCACCAUUAGUUGACAAAGUCAAGCUCAACUGGCAGUUUGAAGAAGCCAAGAAAAAGGUGUCCAGUAUUCAGCACCAGCUGGCGCAGUUGGACAGUGAGAGCUGGUCGGGGCGUGCUGAGGCAGACCGGGAUCACGACUGUCUGCAGCUGCUGAGAGAGAAGGAGGCGUUCCUGCAGGAGCUGACUCUGCUCUGCCAGCAGCAGCAGCCGCCAGAGGUCUUCCUCCAGCUGGACGAGGAGAGACGCAAACUGGAGGAGGAGGUGCAGAAAGCCCACAGCACGCAGAGCCAGGGGGCCAACCAAAGGAUACUCCAGCAGGAGAAGAGGAAUGUGUUGCUGAGACAACUGGAGGAAGCCACCCGCGUUACCACCUAUCUGCACUCUCAGCUUAAGAGUCUCUCAGCCAGUUCUCUGACCGUGUCAUCCAGCAGUAGCCGCGGCUCUCUGGCCUCUAGCCGAGGAUCUUUAGCGUCUAGCCGUGGCUCUCUGAGCUCCAUCAGCUUCACAGACAUCUACGGCCUUCCCCAGUACGAGCGACAGGAGGGCUGCAUGGACAUCCAGGACCCUACCUUCCGCUACCUGCUGCCUGUAGAGGCUCCCUGCAGAGACACUUCUUCAUUCGGCCCCAAACGCGCUCACGACGCUCCACAGUCGCUCACUUCCCUCUCCUCCCGCUCCUCACUUUCCUCCCUGUCUCCUCCCAGCUCCCCCAUGGAUACCCCCUACCACUCAGGCCCACAGGACUGCCCCCUCACCCAGAUGACUGAGGAGUACAUGGAGCUCGCUGGCCGGGGGCUGGUGCUGGAGGGGCUUAGAGGACAGACUCAAACCCAGCAGCAAGCUCCUCUUUCUGGGGAAGGUGAAGCUGGAAGCUCCUCCACUGCUCAUCUUCUGGAGGGCAAAGGCCACAGAGACACUGGAAUGCAGGGACCAUACAGCUCUACAGGUUCAGGAGUGACCCUGCGCUCGAACAGUGUGAAUCGGAGUGGCCGGAGGGCUCGGCGUGUAUCCGCUGGCGUGAGUGAGGAUGUGUUGGCUACGGACAGCGGGGUGUUUGAGGCUUGGAGCAGGAGCAGGACAGAGGAGACAGAGGAGGUGAUGUUUACCCGAGACGCCAUCAGUGCUCCAGAACCCCCUCAGGUCCAGCUCGGACUCCUGUAUGAUUCGACCUCCAUGUCUCUACUGCUGCAUGUGCUCCAAUUGAGAAACCUGAGCAAGGCCACUGUCAGAGACAGCUACAAAGUCUAUGUAAAGGUAAACGUGCUGCCCGUGGACUCCAGCCGGCCGUGCACAUACUACUGCUGUAAGGCCCAGGAGCCUCGCUCAGCGUUCAGCUUUAACGAGGGCUUUCAGAUCCCACUGCCUGCUGGGGCUGCCGGCCCCCACUCCCUGAACCUGCAGCUCUGCGCCCUGGGACCACACGGCCACGAGGAGCUGCUGGGCUCAGUUCAGGUGGUGUUGGCGGAUUGUGCAGGCAGCACAGAGAUGCUGUUCCAGUGGCACCGUGUGCAGCUGCUGCAGCAGACCACCUGCAGUGUGGAGAACCACCGGCCUGAUCCCAGCAGCCUCUGCCAGCCUAGCCACAGCGUGGAUGAAGAAGAGGAGGAGGAGGAUGAAGAGCAUGGUGCCACCCAGAUGUCUGUGAGUGCCCAGCUGGAGGAGGUGAAGAGAGGGCUGGAACUGAGUGAGGAGGAGCUGGAGAGGAAAGAAGAGCAGGGAGAGGCAGUGUCUGAGAGGAGCUGGCAGGCAGAAUCCGUGGACAGUGGCUGCAGCAACAGCACAGCAUUCGUCACUCCUUGUCCUGAAGGCUUUUGUGCUGAGGGCAUCUGUAUAGCCACCGGAGGGCGCUGUAUCCCUCACUCAGACAGGUCCCAUAUUAUAAAGGUUGACAAGGCAACCAACACUGAGUUGAUACGGAUGCAGCCUAAGGAACGUCCGGGGCGCUGGGGUCAUGCACCUCCUUUCCUGCGCAGCAGCACGCUAGCUCGCUCACACACGUUCUCACCUGGAGCCCGCAGCCAGUAUGUCUGCAGACUGUACCGCAGUGACAGUGACAGCUCCACUCUACCAAAGAAGUCACCAUUCAUCAGAAACACCCUGGAGAGAAGAACCCUGAGAUACAAACAGCAGCCUCACCGUACCUCCCUGGCCGAGCAGCCCACACGUACCUCUCUGGAUCUGGAGCUGGACCUCCAGGCGUGCCGGACGCGGCAGAGGCAGCUGAGUGAGGAGCUCACGGCUCUGCGGGAGCUGAAGCUGCGGCUGGAGGAUCCUGCCCCUCGUGGCCCUGCAGAGCUUCCCCACUGGGCCCUGCGGGAUGAGCGCUUCCGCACACUCCUGCGUGAGGCUCAGAGACAGGUCAAGCAGAGCAGGCAGGAACAGAGGCAGGAGGAGGCGGCUGAGAGAAGGUUGCGGAAGGCCUCCAAAGAAGUGUUGCAGAUGAGAGGUCAGAGCCACAAAGAGCCGCUGCCAGUUCAGACCUUCAGAGAGAAGAUGGCUUUCUUCACCAGACCAAGGUUCAACAUCCCACCUCUGCCGGCCGACGACGUGUGACCCUCCUGGAUGCCAUACUAUCAGAUAUGAAGUAUUGUUUUGUUUUUUUUAACCCAAACCCAUGAAGUUAUUAGAACAACCAUGCAGUUAUUACAGCAGCACAAAGAAUAAAGUAAAGCUAUUAACAUGAAAGUUUCAUCAGAAAGCUGCAGAGAGCUGUACAUUAAGUGUGUGUGAGUGUGCGUGUGACCGAGAGCGCGCGUGCGUGUGUGCCUGCGUGCAUGUGUGUGGUUUUACUAAUGCACACGUACACUGACAGUCUGUGUAAUUAAUGACACCUUGGCUGAUUUCCCCCUGAAUGUUGAGAAGGGGAGCAGCUGUUUUAUAAAAGAACAAAUGAUCUUUUUACUCCUGUAUAAUGUACUUCUGAAAUCUCAUCGUUCGUGCUUAUGUAAGGCUGGAAGACGGGAACAAAGUCAGUUUAGACAAAUUCACUGUACUGUAACUUAUUUUAUAGUACUUUUCCUUGAAGGAAAUAAAAAUGCUUCCUGCUUUUUGAUGUAUUUUAUAAAACUUAAAACAAAUAGCACUUACUGUAAGUGUUGGACGUACAGUAGAAUGGAACUUUCGGCUGAUUUUGUUUCUGUUACCUGAUUCUUUAAUGUUAUUUACUUAAAAAUGUCACUUUUUGAUCCACUUUUAUUACAGUUGUCAUUGUCAUUUGUGCUAUUGUUAUAUUAAAAUUAUUAAUAUUAAUUAUUACUUGUACUUUUCAAUAUAUAGAUGACUAUAUGAAACACUGUUUUCAGUUUUUUUAAUGGCGUCUGUAGGAACAUCUGCAGUGUUACCUCUUUUGUAAAGAUAAAACCAUUAAACUGUAAAAGUGCA